ACAACGACCAGAACAACAUUUUGUUUUGUCGCCGGUGUCUCCGCCUGAGACCCACACCGUAGAGACCAGAGCAGCAACGACUCUCCCACCGAUCAGUCUAAUCUUUGUUAAUUCAGAUCUGCAAAUUUAAAUCCAACUACCCGUGAAAUCAAUUACUCCAGGAAACUGGGUUCUCAAAUAUAGGAAUUUAAUCAUACCGUUUGGUUUUCUAGAGGUGGUCAAGUUUCAAGAGGUACGCCAGAAAACUGGAGAGGGGAUAUUGUGCAGCCCAAUUUUUUUUUUUUUGCUAGUAUGUGAACGUUAAUGAGGUCCGGAAGAAAAAAGGCCUCUUCUUCUCGACGAACUGUCAUGUCGAUCUCAGGGUUCCGUGAAAUGCACCAGCAGGAGCUAGAAAAUAUGACACUAGCUACACAACCCUUCAAAACCAUAAAAUGUUUUACACUAGCUAUGAUAAACUAUAUGAAGCAGACAAUAUUAUAUUUGUUGGCGAAAGGCGGGUGGCUUAUGCUUUCCAGUAUUGUCGUAGGGGCUCUUGGCAUAGUGCUGAUAGCUAUGGAUGGUCUUCAUGAGGAGCAUUUUGAGGAGAUUGUGGAAUACUUUCGCUUUGGAUUGUGGUGGUUGGCCCUUGGGGUUGCAUCUUCAAUUGGUCUUGGAUCUGGUUUGCAUACUUUUGUCCUAUAUUUGGGUCCUCACAUAGCUUUGUUCACAAUAAAAGCAAUGCAAUGCGGUCGAGUUGAUUUGAAAAGCGCUCGAUAUGAUACAAUACAAUUAAAAAGGGGUCCUUCUUGGCUUGAUAAAGAAUGCUCUGAGUUUGGACCCCCAUUAUUCCAUUCAGCACAUGGUUCACAGGUCUCUGUUGGCAGCAUUUUGUCUCAAGUUCAGGUGGAAGCUAUCCUAUGGGGUGUGGGAACAGCUAUUGGGGAGCUUCCCCCUUAUUUUAUCUCAAGAGCAGCACGCUUGUCUGGUAGCAAAUUGGAUGCCAUGGAAGAGUUAGAUACUGAAGAUGGAGGAGCCAUUGCCACACAUCUGACUCAAAUCAAGCGUUGGUUUCUUACACGUACUCAACAUUUGAACUUCUUCACCAUCUUAUUGCUUGCUUCGGUGCCAAAUCCCCUAUUUGACCUUGCUGGCAUCAUGUGUGGACAAUUUGGGAUUCCAUUUUGGAAAUUCUUUCUUGCAACCUUGAUCGGAAAGGCACUUAUUAAAACUCAUAUACAGACGUUAUUCGUCAUCUCAGUUUGCAAUAAUCAACUUCUUGACUGGAUAGAGAAUGAAUUCGUCUGGGUUUUCAGCCACAUACCUGGUUUUGCUUCUGUCUUGCCUACUGUGAUCGCUAAACUCCACGCAGUUAAAGAUAAGUACAUGAAAUCACGCCAUGCAGUUUCCCCAAAUAACCAGGGGAAAAAGUGGGAUUUGUCAUUGGCUUCACUCUGGAACACUGUUGUGUGGCUGAUGCUCAUGAACUUCUUCGUCAAGAUAGUGAAUGCAACUGCGCAGAACUAUCUCAAGGGGCAACAGGAGAUGGAGAUUGCUGCAAUAACAAAGAAAUCUUCGUCCACAGAAUCAGACACGCAAUAAAAUUCCCUCUAUCCUGCUUGAGUUGCUACUUUUUAUAGUUUGGUUCCUUUUCCCAGUGGAAACACGGAAAUGCUGAAGGGCCUAUUAGGAGCAUUUAUGAGACUAUACAAAGCAUGGUGUGCAACAGAAGUUGCAACUUCGUUCUGUUAGUUUUAACUCCAGGGAGUAUUAUUUGGAAAUUGGAACGACUUAUAGAUUCUAACACAGUAUUAUCGGCUGCUUGCUAGGGUACAUGUAUGGGACUCCCACCAUUCUUUAGCAAUUCAAGACAGUUAUUUGUUCAUUUACC
Molecule: messenger RNA, 1867 nt
Organism: Neltuma alba
Lineage: Eukaryota; Viridiplantae; Streptophyta; Magnoliopsida; Fabales; Fabaceae
Product: vacuole membrane protein KMS1
Exons: 8
Coding region: 304-1578 (424 amino acids)
Source: RefSeq, a predicted model, not a curated record